This is a messenger RNA of Stylonychia lemnae, 2640 nucleotides long. The record is from the annotation of a GenBank genome assembly. NCBI's taxonomy places the organism in Eukaryota, Ciliophora, Spirotrichea, Sporadotrichida, Oxytrichidae.
AUGAAGCUUAAGGAAUUGAGCACUGAUCCUGAGAAGUCAAAACUCCCAUUUUGGGAAAAAUCCAAACUUUGUAGUAAACUGUGGUCUGAACUCCAGCCAGGAGAUAAGGCAAUAUACAUAUAGAGUGCUAAGUUAUGUAAAGAGCAGUAUGUUAAGGAUUGGAGUGGGUAGAAAUUACCCUUACUCAGAGGAGGGAGAGGUAAAUCAGCUAGAGAUAAAACCAAACCAGAGCCUAUAAUGUCGCCUUGGAGAAUAUUUGUGAAAGAAAACACACCCAUACUUUAGAAUGACAACCCUGAUCUUGAAUACUAUGAUAUCAAACGUAUGCUUGAGGACAUCUGGGCUGAUCUGGAUGAAGAUUAAUUGAAAUAUUAUGAUGAAAAAUCUCGGGAUGACAAGUGGCGCUUCUUAGAGGAAUGGGAGGCUUGGCUUCGCUAAAGAUUUGCUAGUAUAGUUCCUAUUUAACCUGAUAAGUUCCCAGCCCCUCCUAAAAGACCAAUAAAUGGAUUCAAAGUAUUUGGAGAGGCACAAAAAACUAAAUUCCUAGACAUGAUGCCUGAAAGCUAACAACAUGAAAUAGCAGGCCUUGUUAAUAGAAUAUGGCAUCAGCUUCCGACUGAAAUUAGGUAAGACUUUGAGGAAAUGGCUGAGCCUGAUAGAAUCAGAUAUCGCUAACAGUUUAAAGAUUACUAAGACAAGUAUGUCAAUAUAUUCAAAAGGACUGAUGACUAGUCAAAGAUGUUUAUCGAAAAGAUUUAAUGCCUCUAGUAGUAAGACAUUUAAAAGUCGGAUGUUCCAAGCACUAAUUGUGAUGAUGAAGAGUAAUAGUAAUCAGAGAUUUUUCAUUCAAUUAGUGACUAAGUAAUUGAUCAGAUUCUUAACCUAGAAAAGGAUGCUGUUAAACUCAUCAAGCAAAGUCGAGUUUAGCAAAAGGAAGAGCAGAAACGCAAAAUAAGUAAACUCAAACCUCCUAAGUACAAGCAAAGGACAAUAUACAGUUAGCUUGUUGAAAUUUAAGAAUUAUAGGAAAUUGAAACUGCCUAAAAAAACUAAGCUCAAAGUGAAAACAUAGAAGGUACGCUGAAAAACAGAAAGUAUAAAAAGCGAGUUCAGAAAAAGUUAUUCGCUGAGCACGACGAUGAAGAGGAUUACCUGCUGACUCAUAUGGCUGAAAUUAUCAGGCAAAACAAAAAAAAUUAAUCUCGAUCAUCUGACAAAUAACCUGAGUAAAUAAUUAUUGAAGAUUUGGAAAAAUCAGAAAUACAAGAAUAAACUAACAAAGUAUAAAUUAAUUCAGAAAAAAUAAAUAGUGAUUUGGAAUAGGAAGAAACUGAAAAAGAAACUACUAAUAUAUAAUCACCUUCAAUCUUGAACUUGACACUAGAGAAACAACUAGUGUUCACAGAUCCUCUAAAACUUAUUGAUGAUCAAAUAACUAAUUACACAGCUGAGGAAUCUAAGAUCACAGCUGAGUCAUAGCAAAUCUAUGAAAAUUAUUGCUAUAGUCUUGAUUAAGAAAUGGAAUUGAAUGAUGAACAAAAUUAGCUAAACAGCAAAAUCGAUUUGGCUGAUUUCUUUGACGGUGAAUUUGAAAAGGAAAAUGAUGAAGACGAAUUAAUGAUAAUUGAAUCAAUAGCAAUAUAAGAAAAUGAUACACUGAAGCAUAAGUUAAAGUUAAAAUCUAAAGCAGUUUAAAUUAUCCAGAAUAAAGUCUAAACAAAAUAGGAUUUAGAAAAAAUCGCUCAAGAAAUUGAAAAUCUUACAGAGAAAAAUGAAUCUCUACAAUAAACAGUAGAUAAUUUACUGCAAGAAAACUAAGUGCUUGGCUAGAUUAUUGAUAGAAUGAAGUAGAAAGUGGUAUCUAAAAGCGGAGUAGCUGUAGAUGAGCUAGAGAAUGCCUUCAUUGAGCUUAAUAAAGAGUAUGAAUAGCUUAAAAAUAUGAAUCAAUUUCACUGGCAAGUUGAAUAGGUCAAGAAUUAAUAUGAGAUUGAAAUUUCAUAACUCAGAGACUCCUGUAUGAAACUCAUUUAAGAUGGUUAAGAAAAAGAGAUGAGACUAAAUUUUGUAAAAGAAGAAAAUAUAAAGCUUUAAGAUUAAAACUCAUAGAUUAAAGAGCGAUGUGAGUUUUAUAAAGUCAAAUUCAUGGAUGAGGCAAAGGAGUUGAUUAGAGUCAGAGAUAGCUUCAAAUAAGUGGUUGAGGAUAAUAAAACUCAUGUCUAGUUUAUUUAAGUUCUUGAGAAGAGAAUUAAGGAAUUAGAAACUUAGGCAUAGAGUGACAUUGAAAAAUUGCAUCAAAGAUUGAAUGAGCUGAGACUACGAACGAUUCAGGAGACUGCGAUCAUGCUUAAUAAUUAAAGCAACAAUGAUGUAGUGAACAUUUAAAUAAUUAAGGUAGAGCUAGAGUAAGAGUAAAGGACAAACUCAGAUCUCAAAUAACAACUUCAAUUACUGUCUCAGAGUAAGGAUUAAAAUUAAGCAAACCUCGCUAUGUGCCGUCAUAAUCUACUUCAGACAACUAUGAAACUUGAGGAGGAAGUUAGAAGGGUGUUUGCAAUUGAAAAAAUGCGGCUAGAAGAUCUUACUGAAAUUGAAAACCUCAAGAAAAGACUUCAAACCAGCUAAUAGUUAUAGUAUUAAUGA